Messenger RNA from Peniophora sp. CBMAI 1063, 1884 nucleotides. The record is from the annotation of a GenBank genome assembly. Lineage: Eukaryota; Fungi; Basidiomycota; Agaricomycetes; Russulales; Peniophoraceae.
AUGAAUCACGCAUACCUCUCUGGGAAUCGCGCGCCCGUUACAAACGAGGUGCCGCUCACUCCUUGCAGAAUACUCCAAGGAACGAUCCCGCCGCAACUCUCCGGCGGCAUCUACGUGCGAAACGGCUCGAACCCUGCGCCAAACGUGAACACGGACAAUUUACGACCAUACCACAUGUUCGACGGAGACGGAAUGUUGGCCGGCGUCUACUUCGAUUUCGAGCGCGGGCCGCUAUUCACUUCCCGUUGGCUACAGACGGACGUUCUGGCCGCGGCCAAGCGGUUCAGUCUAUCGCGCGCAACCUUCCCUAGCAUCACGUCUUUGAUUGACGCUCGGGCGCCACAACUGCUUGUUCUUCUCGAGUACCUUCGCUGCAUAUUGGUAGUUGCGCUCAGUUGGAUACUGGCGCUAUGGAACAAGGCAGGAGGUGGCAUCGCACGCAUCAGCGUCGCAAACACAGCGAUCAUCUGGUGGGAUAGACGCGCCCUCGCUACCUGUGAGAGUGGACCGCCAAUGCGGGUUGGUUUGCCGCAGCUUGACACGCGAGGCUGGUGGCUGCUCGGCGGCGCACUACCGCGAGUGUCGAUGUUGCAGAGUAUAUUCAAGCUCAAGGCCUUUUUUCAGGAAUGGAUGACGGCACAUCCCCAUGUCGACCCAGAGACGAACGAGUUCGUUGCAUUUCACGCUUCAUUCUUCGCUCCCUACCUCUAUUACACCGUGUUACAACCCUCCAAUUCCUCCUCAAGGUCUCAACUUGUCCGCAAGCCAGUACCUGGUCUCAGGGCUCCGCGCAUGAUGCACGACUUUGGCGUUACGCCAACACACACCCUGUUCUUGGACUUCCCACUCUCGCUCGAUAUUCUACCAUCUAUCAAGCGCCAGUCCAUCUCUCCAUCAUUGACAUAUGACCCAACCAUACCGAGUCGUAUCGGCGUGCUUCCGCGAUACGCACCCGAAGAGGUUGUUUGGUUUGAAUUGGAUCGUCCAGGUGGAUGCGUCUUCCAUACCACCAACGCGUGGGAUGCGCCUGAGCAACGGGCGGUUGAGAUGCUUGUGAGCAGGAUGGGUGGGCCUGCCCUUGUAUACGCCGCAGGUGCCUUGCCGGUGCCGACGCAUGCAGGCACAGACGAAUGCCUUCUUUACUACUAUCGCCUCCCCCUCCAUGAUACGCUUGCCGCACAACGCCACCCUCGGCCGAGCCACGCCUUCCCGCUGCUUUCGCUACCCUUUGAGUUCAGCGCAAUACACCCUGCACGCUCUAUGCACUCCCAACGAUGGGUAUGGGGGUGCUCCUUCUUCGACCAUCCGGUGCCAGGGCCGUGGGAUCCGUAUACCUCAACAUCGCAUCACGGCCCGGAGACGGCCCGGCUCCCGCCAGCGGAGCUGACAGGUUACUCAGACGUGCUUUCCUCGGGCUUCAAAGUUGACACGCUGCUCAAGAUCGACACCUCACGAUUGAUAACGCAAGGUCUCGAGCGCGGCGAGGGGGAACACGCGGUACCUGUUGACAACCGAAGCGCGCAAGAGCUAUGGGAUGCACAAGAGGCGGGCGAUGACACAAGUGUGCGUAUGCUGCGUCUCCCGGAGGGAUGCUUUGCGCAGGAAGUUACGUUUGUUCCACGACACGAGGUUCUCCCAGAAGAACUCCAAGACGAGGAGGAUGAUGGUUGGUUGCUGACGUAUGUAUUCGACGAGCGCCAGCUGAAUGAGGCUGAGAAAGGCGGGAGUUGUGGUCUUGAGAGUGCCAUCAGCGAACUGUGGAUCAUAGACGCACGUACUAUGGACAUCGGCACAGUAUGCCGUAUUGCACUCCCGCAACGAGUACCUUACGGGUUACACGGGGAGUGGUUCAGUGCGGGCAGAAUAGCCGCUCAAGAGCCAUAG